Messenger RNA from Vanrija pseudolonga, 891 nucleotides. RefSeq lists its product as uncharacterized. The transcript has a single exon. Bases 1 to 891 code for a protein of 296 amino acids. The record is from RefSeq and is a predicted model, not a curated record. NCBI's taxonomy places the organism in Eukaryota, Fungi, Basidiomycota, Tremellomycetes, Trichosporonales, Trichosporonaceae.
AUGUCCAACCUCGCCAACAGCUGUCCAACCACGACGAUAAACGGCAUCAGGUACCACGCCGAGUACUCGUGUCCCUCGAGCCUACCCCUCUUCAAGUCGAGCAGCGACAUUCACUUCCAUUAUAGUCUCGAUGCCCUCACCAGGUGGUCGCCGUGGUUCGCGGACGCAGUCAAGAACCGCACGCUGCCACGCGGUACCGCGGAUCAACCAAUCAUUCUCGACAAGGCUGGGCACCAUGGCCUGGACCUCAUCUUUUGGGCCAUCAGCAUCUUGGAGGACUCGCUGCCAGGCGUUCCGCCCGCACCCAUCAGCAUGUGCCCGCAAGGUGUCGUCCUCAUCCAGUUCCUCGACAUGAUGCCGGUGUACUCCCUCCAACGCCUCGGCCGGGAGAUCGUCGGCAUGGUGUCAAAGCGAGAACUCCAAGCACACAAGCUCGAGUGGCUCAUCCUCGCCGCCGCAAGCAACUGCGAGGAGCUCGGCCCCCCCGCGCGCGCAUUCCUCCCCGCCAGGGUGGAUGACCAGAUUCACACGGUCGCCUGGGCGCAGCCCUAUUUCGAACUCUACCCCCACGUCAUGGCAUCGCUGUAUCAGAUCGAGUCCGAGUGGGAGCACCUGCUCAACAGGAGCACCGUGGCCGUAGCCAGGCUCCUGCAGCGAGUCCAGGCCGGCGCAUUCGACCUGUCCCGAGUACAGCGGAUCACGACCACCAAGACGCUCAUCAAGCUCCUGGCAGGCGACAAGACGUCAUUCCGAGCUUGGGCGGACAAGGAUGACGUGCGCAACUUGGGCGCCCUUCUGGAGUGGCAGGAAUCACUUGGAGUGGUGCCCGAGAUCAAGCUCAAGCUUUUUGAGAUCCAUUGGCCGCUCCAGAAGUGGCUUUGUGACCUGUGA